This is a messenger RNA of Engraulis encrasicolus (European anchovy), 2036 nucleotides long. RefSeq names its product muscle segment homeobox 2b (gene msx2b). The coding region runs from base 176 to 958 and encodes 260 amino acids. The transcript has 2 exons. Gene Ontology annotation, biological process: regulation of transcription by RNA polymerase II; embryonic morphogenesis. The record is from RefSeq and is a predicted model, not a curated record. Lineage: Eukaryota; Metazoa; Chordata; Actinopteri; Clupeiformes; Engraulidae. Gene Ontology annotation, molecular function: DNA-binding transcription factor activity, RNA polymerase II-specific; RNA polymerase II transcription regulatory region sequence-specific DNA binding. Gene Ontology annotation, cellular component: nucleus.
GUGAUUGGUUAAAAGUUCCUCGUCGUCAUCGAAGUUUUUUUUCACUCUCCUACCAGUUGGCUGUUGCGGUGUCUCACUUUGCUUGUAGAGGAUUUACUUGUGGCCUGUCAAAUAGCAACGGCUGUCACAACUUCAUUUGGACACUUUGGAGUUUGGUGUGUUUUUUUCCGCAGCGAUGUCAUCCCCGACUGAUCUACGGGACAGUGGUUCACCCGAAGCCGUGAGCAGAGAGCGCACGAUGGAGGAGCGCAAAGCCCAAGUAACGAGUCAUCCUUUCAGCGUGGAGUCUCUUAUGUCAGGCUGUAAAAGUCACAAGGAGUCGCCAACCAAAGCCGAGGACAUACCGUGGAACCCUUUUGUACGGACCCAUCCCGUUUUAUAUUCCAGUAGGGAGACGUGCAGUCCGGAGGGAAUGAGGACACCGACAUCUCCCGUCAAAGUUGAGUCGCCGGAGUCGGAGGAUGACUGUAGUUCUUGGACAGUAAACUCAAAAUUCUCAGGACAAUCUCGCCAGGUGAGCCCUUCUACCUGCCUGCUGCGCAAGCACAAGACCAACCGCAAGCCUCGCACGCCCUUCACUACCUCGCAGCUGCUGGCGCUGGAGCGCAAGUUCCGGCAGAAGCAGUACCUGUCCAUCGCAGAGCGGGCCGAGUUCUCCAGCUCCCUGACGCUCACCGAGACCCAGGUGAAGAUCUGGUUCCAGAACCGCAGGGCCAAGGCCAAGCGGCUGCAGGAGGCCGAGUUGGAGAAGCUGAAGAUGAGCUCCAAGCCCGCGCUGGGUGCAGCCGCGGCAGCAGCAGCCGCCUUCGGCCUCCCCUUCCCCCUCAGCGCCAUGUCUCUGUACGGACAGACAUACCCCUACCACCACCACCACCACCACCACAGGCCCCUGGUGCCACUGGCCCCCACCGCACUCUACAGCACACCCCUGGGCUACAGCAUGUACCCACUCUCCUGAGGACCUGAGGACAGGGGGGACCAUAGUACAUGGGUGCGUGUAGUGUAGUGUAGUGUAGUGUGUGUGUUUGUAUGUGUGUGUGUGUGUGUGUGUGUGUGUGUGUGUGUGUGUGUGUGUGUGUGUGUGUGUGUGUGUGUGUGUGUAUGCAUGCGUGCGUGCAUGUGUGCAUGCAUGCAUGCGUGUGCGUGUGUGCGUGUGCGUGGCUGUAUGUUUUUUUCUUAUUUUUUCAGGUAGCCUGUAUAGAUUUUAUUUUAUUUUGUGUGUUUGUUUGUUUGUUUGUUAUUUUUGUAUGUGUGGACGGUUCAUUAAUUGCUCGGCUUCUUCGAGGGACUUUUGUGGCACCUCAGCUGGAUGGAUUAUGAAGCUAUGAUAACGCCCGGGGGUUCCGACGAAGAUUGGUCUGCUUGCCUUUCUUUUUUUUGCUGUUGUUGUUGUUGUCUUUGUUAAUCCAUGAUGGAUGGAUUUUAUCUUCACUCAAAAGCCAAAUGACUGCCAGUCUCAAAACCAAUACCUUUUGUGUAUGGUCUAGAGCACAUUUUGAACAGCACUUCCACUUCCAGAGCAGGCCUUGAUGUCAUGUGGAUGGCGGACGCGAACGGACAGGCGCAGUGUCAUGCAUGGGAAUGUCACACUCUGUCUCGGGCCAUAUGGAUGUCACACCUUUCUGAUAUCGUGAUGAGAUUUUUUAACGUUUUUUUUCAAUGAUUAUUUAAACUGAGGUUGCAGCCAAGUUGAACUUGUCUAUUCUGCAAAUUAAUAUGGAUUUCUUUUUUACCUGAGCACCAGACCAAAACAAAUUACAGUAGAGGUUAUGGAAAAUGUUAACUAGAGUUUUAUUUCAUCUGAAAUUGUUUUUGUUUGUUGUUGUUGUUGUUGUUUUUUUAAAGACACAUUUUCCAGGCAGCACAACCAGCACUGUAUGCGUCAUUUUAGUUUUGUUUUUAUUUAUUUUCUUGAUUUCAAAAGAGAUGACUUUCACAGAGAUGAGAGCUAUAUAUUUUAUCUGUAUUUAUACUGUCAAUUUUAACUGAAUCCCUAUUUGGAGGGAGUUAUCUUUGUUACAUGUUUAUAAACCUAU